This is a messenger RNA of Stegostoma tigrinum, 12700 nucleotides long. RefSeq names its product nicotinamide/nicotinic acid mononucleotide adenylyltransferase 3. Gene Ontology annotation, cellular component: mitochondrion. Gene Ontology annotation, molecular function: nicotinamide-nucleotide adenylyltransferase activity; nicotinate-nucleotide adenylyltransferase activity. Gene Ontology annotation, biological process: NAD+ biosynthetic process. NCBI's taxonomy places the organism in Eukaryota, Metazoa, Chordata, Chondrichthyes, Orectolobiformes, Stegostomatidae. Bases 292 to 1098 code for a protein of 268 amino acids. The transcript is spliced from 5 exons. The record is from RefSeq and is a predicted model, not a curated record.
CAGAUGCUGCUGGAGUUUUUCACCAUUCUGUGUGUUUGUUUCCAAUUUCCAGUCUCCGGAGUUCUUUAGUUUAACAUGUAGCUGGGCUGGUGUAAGAAUGUGCUGUCAGUUGAUCUGGUUGUGCAAAGUACCUGUUGUUGUGACUUUGUUUUUGCAUACGGCCCUGUGUGUUUCGUCCCUUCUCUUAUUCCGUUCUGGGCACCUCUGGAGAAUCAGCCAGCAGAGGGCGAGGGAAAGGAAUGGACUGGGACGAAGCUUUAAUUUUGGCAUCAGACACCAGCCUGUGCUAAAAUGAUUAGUCGAGUUCCAGUUGCAUUGAUUGCCUGCGGCUCCUUCAACCCUAUCACAAAUAUGCACAUGCGAAUGUUCGAACUUGCUAGAGAUCAUCUUCAUCAAACAGGACUGUAUAAAGUUAUCAAGGGCAUCAUUUCCCCAGUUAAUGACAAAUAUGGCAAAAAAGGAUUGGUGGCAGCAAAGCACCGUGUUGCAAUGGUUCAGCGUGCCCUGGAGACGUCAGACUGGAUUACUCAGGACCCAUGGGAGAGUCAGCAAGAACAAUGGGUGGAGACUGUAACGGUACUGAGGCACCAUUACAAUGUGUUGUUUCACCAAUAUCACACGAAGAAUGGAACGUCUGCAGAAAGCUCACAAGUUCUAAAACAGGCAGAUUUGUCCGAUGCUCAGCCAGUUGUGCCAAGCCUAAAAUUACUUUGUGGAGCGGAUGUUUUGAAAACCUUUGACAAUCCUAAUCUGUGGAAGGAUGAACACAUUGAGGAAAUAGUUCAGAAAUUUGGUCUGGUUUGUAUUAGCCGUGGAGAUGUAGAUCCACAGAAGUUUAUUUAUGAAUCAGAUAUUCUCUUUAAAUAUCGGCACAAUAUCCAUGUGGUGAGGGAAUGGAUGCUGAAUGAUUUAAGUGCCACUCACAUACGACGUGCUUUACGUCGAGGAUGCAGUGUGAAAUACCUACUCCCAGAAAGUGUCAUUGACUACAUCCAACAACACAAUAUAUAUACUGCUGAAAGUGAACUGCAGAAUAUUAAUGAGAUUCUCCAACCAUUAAAAGCUCAGCACAGCAUGAUAAAUGUGUUAAAUGAUUAAAGUGUAAUUGACGGUUUAGUUUGUUGGAGUCAACAAAUAUUUUGUAAUUUGUAACAAAAAGUGCUGUUUGAAAAUGUCAUAAUGGUGUGGAAGAAAUGAGUUCAUGUUUUAACUGUAUUUCUCUAUUACCACCUGAAAGCAAUGAUUAAAUUUUAUUGGGUUUAAUUAAUGAGGCAUUUUUCAAUAUUGAAUUAAAGUCAAUGGAGAUAAAGAAUUGCAGCAGAGAGAAUGCUGGUUUGACCCAGAGGAUACAUAUCAAAAUAGUAAACUAUUGCAGCCUUUUGAGUCACUAAGAUGUUGUGAGAAAAAGAGAGGAAACUACAAAGUAACUUGCUAUCGAGGUGUUAAGAUGAGUAAAUAUGGAACUUUUCCUCUAGUCAUCCCAACAUUAGCACUAAAUUCGUUCUUUUUAUACUUCCGUGGAUUAUGGAUAUCACUGACCAGGCCAACACUUGUUACCCAUUCCUAAUUGACUUUGAAAAGUUGGUGAUGAGCUGCCACUUUGACUGCAACCCCUCUGCUGUAAAUGCAACUACAAUGCUGUUUUGAAGCGGGUUUCAAGAUUAUGAUCCAAUGACAGUGAAAAAAGUGAUAUUUCUGAGUAAGGAUGGUGUGUGGCUUGGAAGGGAAUUUCAGCUGGUUGUGUUACCGUACAUCUGCUCCCAUUGUCCAUUUGGCUGAUAGAUAUCAUGGGUUUGGAAGUUGCUGUUAAAAAAGGUUUAGUAAGUUCUCCACAGUAUAUCUGUGGAGAGAUAUAUGGCUGCCACUGGGGAUGAGGAAUCGAUGGAUAGGAUGGAAUAGGUGAGAAGUCGUGAGUGCUACAAAUGACUGAGACAAAUACAUGCAGCAAGUGUCACCAGCUGCAGAGAGUUGAACUGUGGAUUUUGCUACUUGAGCGCAGUAUGCAGGCAAUGUACCACAUAGGUGAUAUUUAGAGAUAUGUGGAUAGUCUAUUCAGAGAGGUGGCCACUGCAAAUUAGAAGUUUGGAACUAGAAAAUGAAUGGGUGACCACAGGGAAUCUAAGAGGAAAACAGUCAGGUAAUGCCCUGGAUUGAAAUUACCUGGGUUCCCACUGGCACAUUGGUUUCUGUUUGGGGUAUUAGUUCCUCAGCAGUGUACUGUCAGAGUCAAUUUAAUGCACGAAAGGGGACUAUAUUGUACAGAUGAGGGGGGAGAACAAGGAAAGAACAGUAAUGAUUGGGUAAGUGCUAGUUAGGAGAACAUACGGAUGUUUCUAUGGCCAUAGAUGUGAGUCCAGGAUGAUAUGAUGCAUCCCUGGUGUUGUGGUCAGAGACCUCAAGUGCAGCUGCAGCGCAUUCUUCUGGAGGAUGGUGAAUAGUUAUAAGUUUCAGUCCACGUUGGUCCAUUGACUUGCAUAGGAAGAGGUUGAAGUUUUGAAAGCAGAUUUCAGAGGCCUACAAGGAGAUUAAGCAGGACCUCCAACAGCAUUAAUCUCAGUAUUACCUCUUGUCCUAUGUGAGAAUAGGUGCAGGGGAAUUGACAAAAUGGCUGGAAACCUUGUGUAGGAGGGAGGGCUUUAGAUUUUUUGCAGCUUCUGGGGAAGAUGGAAAGCACCUCUCAAGGAGAUUUAGUAGGCUGUUGAAGAGGCUUUAAACCAGAGUGGCAGGAGAAUGAGAACUUCUGGGCAAAUGCGGGAGCAAGGAAUGGGAAAUAGAAAACAAGAGAGUGACUCAUAGAUUAUUAGGCAGGAUAGAGGAGGGAGAAAAAGACUGAAGCAGUAUUAUUAGUUGAAGAAGCAAUCAUAGCUGUGAGGAAAGAGAGUAUAAUAAAUGAUCAAAUAAAGACAAAUGAGGCUAAAAUGGAGGUAACCACUGUACUACAUGUGUAUACAUAUUUCAGGUAAUGGAACGGACUCAAAGGAGCAAGUAUGUUGACCCAAAUUUGAGUGCAAACAAAAAAGGGCACUAAUAGUUUGAGAUUUCAACUACUCUUGGAUCAGUUAGGAUUGAACAGUGUGAAAGGAACAAAGGGCACAGAAUUCUUAAAUUGUAUUCAAUAGCACUAUUUUCAGCUAGUGUGUAAUAAAUCCAUUGAAAGACUGGGCAAUUCAGAUUUAGUCUUGGAAAAUAAAUCUGGUCAAGUGGUGAAAUAUCACUAACGGGACCAUUUUAGAGAUAGUUACCGUAAUCUUGUUAGAUUUGGCAUUGUUAUGGUAAACGAAGAGAGUUGAACAGGAGUAGAAGUUCUAAAUUGGAGAAGAGUCACUAAAGGGGAACCAACAGAUGUAGCAUACUUAGAUUUUCAGAAGGUCUUUAAUAAGGUGCCAUGUAAAAAGUUUUUGUACAAAAUAGAAGCUAGUGGUGGGUAAUGUAUUAGCAUGGAUUGCGAAUUAGUAAACAUAUAGAAGACAGAGUGUCAGGAUUACUGGAUUUUUCGGGCAGCAUAGGUAUAACUCAUGGAGUGCCACAAGGAUCAGUCUUAGAGUCUUAUUUAUUUAUUAUCAUCUUAAUGAGGACCUUAAUGAGGAGAAGAGGACAGAGUAUAAUGUAUGCAGAUUUUUCGGUGAAACAAAAACAGUUGACGGGGCAUGUUGUGAUGAAGACAUUAGGAAUCUGCAAGGGAAUAUAGCUAGAUGAACGAGCGGGCAAAAAAAAACUUGGCAGAAACAAAAUACCAUUUCCUCUAGUUGAGAUAUCAGUUGCCAGGUGAUGGGUAGAGGAUUAGAGAGGACUGAGAGAAAAGCACUUCCAUCCAGAGGUUGAUGGGUGUCUGGAAUUUAUUGCUCAGCUAAGUUAAGUUGGAAUCCCUCAAUACAUUUAAAAUGAACUUCAAACUGCAUGUGAUCUUUAGUGUUGGAAAGUGUGACGUCAUGUGCUUUGGUAUAUAGAAUCAAUAGACCUAUUAUCAAAUAGAGAGUGAGUCAAAAAAAGGUGCAGAACUUUGUAAUCAAGUGUAAUUGAAACACAAAAAAUUAGCAUGAAGGUGCAGGAAAUAAUUAAGACAAUAAAUGGAAUAUUAUUCUUGAUUGGGUGUUGGAGUGUAAAAACAGUGAAACUUUGUACAGGUGAGGUUGUAUCUGGAGUACAGUGUAUAGUUUUGGCCUCUGUUUUUAAUAAAGGAUAUACUGGCAUUGGAAGCUUUUCAAAAGCGAUUCACAAGGCUGUUCUUGGGAUGUAGGGGUUGGCUUAUAAGCAAUGGCUGAACCAGUUUGGGCCUUCAUUCUUUAGAGUUUAGAAGAAUGAGGGGUGACCUUAUUAAAACAUACAAGAUUUGGAGGGAGCUUGCCAGGUUAGAUGUUUAGUAGAUGUUUCUAUCAGUGAAGUAAUCUCAGACCGUGGUACAAAAUUAUAAAUAAGUGCCUCGUUAUGUAGUAGACGCAAAGGAAUCUCUCCUGGUGGGCAUUGAAUGUCUAGAAUUUCCUAUUCCAGAAAAUUAUGGACCAUUGAAACUAUUAAAGAGGCAGUAGAUUUUUGAAAUAACAGGGAGCUUCAGCCGGCUGAAAAGAGGAGUUGAGGCCUCGGGCAGAUCAGCCAUGAUCUUGUUGAAUGACAGGAUGUGCUUGAAGGGUUGAGUAGCCCACACUUUCUUAUAUCACUUAUGUUCUUAUUACAGGAAGGAUGUAAUUGCUGUGCUCUGGGGCAGUACAGAAGAGAUUUACAAGAAGUUUGUAAAGGAUUGUAAGUUGUAUCUAAUGAAGAAAGAUUUGAUUGGCUGGAGUUGUUUUCCUCAGCACAGUGAGGUGACUUAAUUGAGAGCGACAUUAUUACAUAGGAACGAUCUAUUUUCCCCUGACUUUGAGACCACUUGUCAAGUCAUUGGUAAAAAGAUUAGAGUGGACACAAGAAACAUCUUUUUUCCCACCUAAAAACUAGGGAGUGUCUAGAACUGCUGCCCCAAGUAGCGGUGAUAAAUUCCAGUUGGCCUUUUCCAUAUUGCGUACAGCUGCCUCUCCUUUGUUGUGGUGAUGGUGGUGACAGUGAAAUUUUCCAAUGCUGGAUGGAGUUCUGAUCAAGCAAGCUAAUUUGUCCUGAAUGGUGUCGAGCUUCUUGAGUGUUGCUGGAAUCGUGCUUAUCUAGGCAAGUGGAGCAUAUUCCAUCACGCUCAUGACUUGUGCUUUGUAGACGGUAGACAAGCUUUAGGGAGUGACAGUGUGUGGAGAAUAAUGAGAAUUUUACCAAUUUUUACUUAGAGAAUGCAGUUUUAUUUUCAAACUAACAAGUUUUAUAAAUAAUACCACAUUUUAUCCGGAUAUUUUCAAUAUUAUUUAAUACAAGGACAAAGAGAUGCUUUUCAUUUAUAAUUUAUUUAAAUCCAAAUUCACCGGUACCAUUUCAUGUUGGCCAUGUUAUCAGUGUCAAUUUGAAUUUGUAUUUUAAAUGCAUUUUUAUUUCAAGUAUUCAAAUCUCUUCACCCAACUUGUGUUGAUUCAAAUUUAGCAAAGUGAAUGUGAUCGCCAUGUUUAUACAUGAUAUUCAAUGGCAAAACGCUACUGCCAGCAAGUAACAAGAAGCUUUUAUUUUCAUGUGAACUGCAUUGCAGUUUUGUUCUGAGCUACAUUCCUGUCUGUAACAUAACAUGAUCCUCUUACAGAAACUCUAAGUGUAAUACCAUGAAAAAAUGUUAAUUUCUUUUGCAAUCGGAUAGAGUCAGAUGAGAUCCACUGGACUAAUACAUGCUACAAGUAAUAAAAUUGUUGAAAGGCAGAAUGAGGCCUUUAAAAAACGGUGGCCUAAUUCCUAAAGCUGAGUUGAUUGGUGACACCUUUUUAAUAUGAGCUUCACUUCAUGCGAAGUGAAAGAUGCAUAAUUGGUGCAGGUCAGUCCAAAUUUAGAUUCCCUGCAUUUUUUAUUCAUUGUUUUGGUCUCUAAAGCUUUCAGUAUAAUUGAAUAUGGGCUGAUCUUUCAACAGACUUAAUUUCACAAUCAUGAGAAACAGAUGCUGGGCUGUUGAUGGUACUGAAACUCAAAUUAUUUCCCUUGUGUUUAUGGCCUCAAAUUUCUUUGAGGAGCAGGAAUGAAUUAAGGAUGUGACUGGAUCAGAACGGGGUCAGUGGGGACAGGAGUCGGGAGUGAGUGAUCUGUAGCUUCAGAUCUCUGCUGCCCUUUGGUUUGGUGCCCACAUUUCUUCAGAAUAAUAGUGAUAGCAUGCUUCUGGUUUCCAUUUGCUGUCAAUAUGAGCUCAUGGAAAGAACCCAGAUUGAUGGCAGGGUGAUAUCAUUUACCUGUGUACAGGUGCUGUAUGUUAAUAUGAAGAAAGCAAAAAGUCCUACAGACUAUCACACCAUUCCCUUCUAAGGUGGGAAAUGCCAAUUUCCUUUGUAAAGUAUGCCGUUUUCCUGGUCUAAUUUUUGCCACAGUUAUUGUUCAAGAGAGGCUAUUGCAGACUCUAUGAACAUGCCCCUUUCAGCUGAUACAUGUUGAAUAUGCUACUGGCAUUAAUUCCUGACAAUGUAACUGACAGCCAUGAGUUGCUGAUCCAUUGGACUGUUAGUUCACUUCCGCAGUCAAAGUGGGAGUAAGGGUCUGUCACAUACUGUCUCAGAUCAUCUGGUCAACAGAAAAUUCUCUCUAACAUACAAUCCGUGAUGUCUUUGCAAAUGGCUAUCCUGGAACUGUCCUGGAAGUUUAAACGUCCCGUGGGGAAUUACCCAACAUUGAGUUGCUAUUGAGUGUUGCACAUUACUUCCCUGGAUAUUUACUCAUGUAAUGGCAUGGCAGUUGUAGAAUCAUAGAAUCCCUACUGUGUGGAAGCAGGUCAUUUGGCCCAUUGAGUCCUCACCAACUCUCCAAACGGCAUCCCAAUCAGACCCAUCCCUGCAACUCUAUUCCUGUAACCCUGCAUUACCCGUGACUAAUCCACCUCGCCUACACAUCCCUGGGCACUAUGAGCAAUUUAGUAUGGCCAAUCCACCUAAACCUGCACAUCUGUGGACCAUUCAGGCCUUUUGCUUUCCAGCAGAGGUUGCGUGAUUGUCUGUUAACAAACUACCUCCUCAACACCGAGUUGCACCACCAUGCGCUUACCUGGCUACCAAAAAGUAUUUAUCUUCAACAAGUUUAGAUCAACCUUUCAAAGGAGCCCCUCAUAUCCUUGAAUGCUUAAUUCUAAAAACCAGUUGGCCUCUGCAUUGGGGAACUAUAGUUUUAGGAUUUUGAACUCAGUCUUUGGUGGAUCAUCACUGUUAUACAAUACUGAUUUGGAUUUUGUUUUGAUUUAUUAUUGUCACCUGUACCAAGGUAAGUGAAAAGUGUUGUCUUACAUGCUUUACAGGCAAAUCAUACUAUACAAAUGCAUCAGGGAAAUAGAACAGAGUGCUAGAUACAAUGUUGCAGCUGCCUAGAAGGUGCAGAGAGAGAUGAACGUUAAAAUUUAAAAGGUCCAUUCAAAAGUCUGAUAACAGCGGGAAGAAUCUUAUCUUGAAUCUGGUUGUGCAUGUAUUCAAACAUUUAUAUCUACUACCCAACAGAAGGUUGGCAAUGAGCAGAACGAGGUUGGAAGGGAUCUUUGAUUAUGUUGGAUGCUUUCCUAAGAUAGCCAUUAAUAUAACAGAAGCCAAUGCAUAGGAGGCUGAUCUGUGUGAUGGACUGGGCUGUGUACACCACCCAGGUAGUUUCUUUCAAUCUUGCGAAGAGCAGUUGUAAUGCUACACUGUGAUGCAUCCAGAUAGGAUGCUUUCAAUGAUGGAUCUAUAAAAAUUUGUAAGAGUCUUUAUGGACGUGCUGAAUUUCCUUAACCUCCUGAGGAAGUGGAGGGGUUCCUGUGCUCUCUUGACCAUAGUGUCAGUGUGAUGGACAAGGAUAGAUUGUUGGUGAUGAUCACUCCUAGGAAUACGAUGUUCUCAACCAUCUCCACCUUGACACCAGUGUAGCAGACAGCGGCAUGCCCUCCACUCUUCCUCCUAAAAUCAAUGACCAACUCCUUCAUUUAGCUGACAGUGAUGGAGAGAUUGUUGUCUUUACACCAUGCCAUUGAGCACUGUAUCUCCUUCCUGUACUCUGUCUCAUUGUUAUUUGAGAUCUGACUUUCGAUGGUGGUGUCAUCAGCAUAAUUCGCUCUUUUGUAUCCUCUUGUUGAACAUGAACCUCUCAAGAAGUACAUUCUUGAAUGUUGGCUGUACUGAGAUGUCUUCUCAGCUGCCUAAGAGAACUAACCCAAUGCCAGCUUUAUUCCUGUCUUCAAACACAGCCCAGUUUGUUCAUGGUGGGGCAGACUUUGUGUGCUUUGUUCACAGUCACUGUAAGUAAAGGUUCUGCCAGAUUGUAUUUCGCCUUCUCAGCCAACUCCAUCCUCAGAGAGCAGCACCAGUGCUCACUUAAAUCUCUUCAACUUUUCUUCAAGUGCAUCACAUAAAAUACUACAGAAGCUGAGGUGUGGUAGAGCACGUCCUACCUCUUUAGACUUCAGUUCUUGCAUAUAUUAAAAGCCACGCCAGCUCUCAAGAUGCCCCCCAAAAUAAUGACUUUUACUUUUAACAAUCCACCACUGUCACCUUGCAUCAAUACUUCUUUAAAUUAGCAGACAUAGGUGAACACACAGGAAUCCCAUGCUGAAUCCCAAUAUAUUAUUCAUAUACUUAACACUCCAACAGUCAAUUUUGACCUUGUGGUAAUUUCUUUCAGGAUUGUUGUAUCAGCAUAAAAGUAGUAAUUUUGGUUUUGAAUGCACGUUCAGGAAGGAUUUGUGAAUAUCAAGAAGGUAUAGCAUCUUUAGUUUAUAUUCCAUUCGGAUAUGUUGUUGUGCUGAAAGCAAUGUCAGCAGUUCACAGAACCAGUGUCGAGCUAUGUCAGACAUAAAUAAUGGCAGCAAACAACUCUACCACAUCAUAUUAUAUGAAUCCCUUUAAAAAGUUUUUCCUUCCCUUUUAUUAAACUUAACACAGGCAACGCGCGUGACAAUUCAUGUUUCAAUUGUAAUGUCUCCAAUUCAUCGGAACCUGUCGACAUGAGUUUCCAGGUAAUACUGGUGGAAUUUAUUAAUAGGCUUUUGUCGGUUCUAAUAUUAUUCAAGCAACAUGUAUGAAUGUAUUUUCAAGAUGUAGACUUUCUAAUUACAAUUUUUAAAAAUUCUAUGAGGAAUAGCGAAUUGUCAGUUGCGAACUCUAUAUAGCUUUUAUGUACACUUUUAAAGUACGUCACGGAUAUUAUGAUACAAGUGAAAAUAAGAUGAGAGUCAUCGUUCACAAAUAUUGUUCGAUUUUGUUUAUGAGUCUUAUUUCGGGGAAAUGUUGAUGAGGAUAAAAAGUUGCACACCGACUGUAAUAGGACCAUACCACACUUGCAAUUUUAGAGAAAAUAAUCGGAAUACAAUUCAGUUUUCAAAAACAGUUUCCACUAAUGAUCCAAUUAUAGUGUGGCACGACUGUGAAGUAGUUUAAUAAUGAUGCUAGUGAUGAGACAUUGCAGCUUUUUACCUAUCCAAUAGGAUUAGAGACAUAGGACAGUUACAAGGGACAAACCUUUUUUUAGAAACAUCUGAUACGCAUUCAACCAGAUAUGUCAGAAAUUCUGGCCACAAAUUUCUUAGUCAUCAAGUUAGAAUGUAAAAAUGUAUUUUUAUUUGUGGUCCAAGCUUAGAUGUAUAAGUUAUCAUUAUAAAGGCAAUUAAACUACCAAAAGAAAUACAGCAGUUUAAAACUGUCCUUCUGUUUAUCUUGGACAUCCUGACCUCAGAUAUUGAAUGAAGUUGUCUUGCAUUUGCAAUAAAAGUUUCAAUCAGUGUACAUUAGUGAUCUUUCUUCAUCUCGAGGUAGCAGGCUUAAUUAUUCAAGGGUCGCCAAACGAUGGCUUAUGCUGUGAUUUUCCAAUGGUUGGGCUAGGCGAGGAGGCAGGCCUCAGACUGCCUAAACCAGAGUGGAGAAAUAAACAAGAUAAUAAAAUGUGAGGCUGGAUGAACACAGCAGGCCAAGCAGCAUCUCAGGAGCACAAAAGCUGACGUUUCGGGCCUAGACCCUUCAUCAGAAAUAAACAAUACUGUUGCCUGAUGUGUUGUUCAGAAUAAUGCCAUCUAACUUUACUUGCCUCCCAAACAUUAUUAAAUUUUGGGAAACAAGAGAAGCUCCAAUAACCAAUUAUGGGCAAUUUGUUAAUAAAAGAGAGAUGCUGAGAAGUAUAGAGACAAGCUGUCAACAACACCCACCUGCCAGGAAAUAUGGGAUAGACAACUGAAGAAAAAGCAUAUUAUGCACAUUCUCAAAUAUAUCUUUCCCUCUCUGACCCUUCACCAGGCAACACGAAAAGCCCUGAUUAAUAUUGAAGGAGAAUAGGCAAUGGAUUUGACCACUACCAGCAAGGAGAAAGACUUAAAAGGACAUGAAGGGCAACUUUUUUUUUAAUAAGUGGUUUGUGUGUGGAGUGAACUUCCAAAGGAAGUCAUGGAUGUGGGUACACUUAGAACAUGUAAAAGACAUUUGGCCGAGAAAGGUUUGGAGGGAUAUGGGCCAAGUGCAGAUAGGUGGGACUAAUUGGUUUGGGGUUAUGAUCGACAUGGGCUGGUUGGACCAAAACAUCUGUUUCUGUGCUGUAUGACUCUAUGACAUUUCUCUCCACUACCCUUGCCCAACACAGUCUACUGUCUCCAGAUCAAACUGAUUAGGAGAAGCCAAGAACAAGCAGAUUGGCACAAAACUCUGACCAGGAUUACUCGCUGUACCCAUACAGUUAAACCAGGAAGCUUGGCCAUAUUGCUUGCACAAGCAUCAGGCAAUGAAAAAGCGUGGAUGGUGGUUUCAUAAAAUAUGUGUAUGAAUAAACAAAUAUUUUGCAUUUGGAAAACCUGCAAUAGCUCAGGACAGAAGCAUUUUUUUAUACUUUGCUAAGAUGGGGUAAUGAUAAAGUUCUUGGAUUACAUUGUAAAAUUUUCAAGGGAUUACAUAAAUGAAGCAGGAGAUGACACCUGAAUGCAUUUGUACAUAACAAACUAAAAGUACAAUGAAUCUGGUGAUUGACAUGUCAUCAAGGCCUGUUUUAGUGUGAUUGUCUGACAAUCUGCCACUAACACACCAUUGUUUAUCUUAGCUCCAGUAGUAGAAGGACAAGCUGUGGCUUGCGUAAAACUGAAGUACUCAAUGACCUUUUGUUGUAGCACCUGGUAUCUGCAUGUAUACAUUACACUCUCAGGCAGUUAUGUAAUGAGGCUUAAAUGAAGCAAUUUGGAGAUAGUGCAACAUGUUUAACUUAGUGAAUCAUGCUGCAAGAGGACACAGCUCAAAAAGAUGGAGACUGUGAGCUUUAUACCAUGUCUCAUAACGUGCAAUGGUGAUGUCAACGUGUUGUAUAUCUGCUUCCAAGCAUGACACAACAUCACUUCUUUUAAAAAAAGAAGCCCCAAACCAAUACACAUCAUUGUACAUAGGCAAGUGUUGUCAAUGCAACAAUUAUAGAGACAUAUAAAAUGAAGUUAACAAGAUUAAUAAUUCAAACUUCAGUAUUACAUUUUGAAGGAUUGAUUGAAUCAUUCUGAUCUGGUAAUCAUAUACCCAUGUGGAGAGGUUCGUUAUUCUUGGAUCCCCUUGGCUGACGAUUUUCUUCUCUUAGUGCUAGUUGCUGUUGCUCAGGAUCAUUGCACAGCUUUCAUCAUCAGAGAUAGUAGGAACCGGUGAUGCUGGAGUCUGAGAUAACAAGGUGUGGAGCUGGAGGAACACAGCAGGCCAGGCAGCAUCAGAGGAGUAGAAAAGCUGACAUUUCGGGUCUGGACCCUUCAGCUUUCCUGUUCCUCCAGCUCCACAUCAUCGUCAUCAGAGUUUUUUUUGGCUCACUAUGUACAUGGUUGGCACUAUGUACAUGGUUCACUUGCAUUCUCUGUCUGGUACAUUGUAGUUCUGUAACUGCUCGCUGAUGUUGUAUCUGUUUAGUCCUCCCUGUGUUUGAAGGGAGAACUCCUGUAGUUCUUUCAUUCUCAUCACUGUGGCUGUGCUUUGAAGUUGACAUGCAAUUACGAGCGACAGAAUGGCUCAGUGGUUAGCACUGCUGCCUCACAGCACUAGGGACCCGGGUUUGAUUCUGCCCUUGGGUGACUGUCUGCGUGGAGUUUGCACAUUCUCAACGUGUGUUUCGUCCGGAUGCUCCGGUUUUCUCCCACAGUACAAAGAUGUGCAUGCUAGGUGGAAUGGCCAUGUUAAAUUGUCAUUGGUGUUCAGAGAUGUGUAGAUUAGGUGGGAUAUUGUGAUAGGCCUGGGUAAGAUGCUCCUAGGGUCAGGUUGGAGUUGUUGGACCGAAGGGCCUGUUUCCACACUGUAGGGAUUCUAUGAUGAUGAAGUUAGAAGCUGAGAUCUAUGAAUUCUGGUAAUCCUAAUGAUGAACCAAUAGUAUCUCUACCAGGCAAAGGAUUUCAGGAAUUCAAGCACAGCGUGCAUAUCGGCAUUGUGGUGCAAUUUUACUAUUGCAUGGACUCUCCGAGUUCACAGAUGAAACAAAGUUGGAUAGCAGGGUGAAUUGUGGGCAAGAUGUAGACAUGUUUCAGUUGAUUCAGACAAAUUUAAGUAUGUGGACAAAUACAUGGCAGAUCAAGUACAAUGCUGAAAAAUAAGGUUAUCUGCAAUAGUAGCAAAAGCAGAAAUGCAGAUUAUUACCUGAAUUAUAAUAGAUUAGGAAGGUCAUAGUGGGUGGCUGACUGGGGGUGGUGGCACAUGGGGCUGGGGAGGCG